CGUGCGUGAGGUUUUCGGUUUUCUAAAUGAAUUUGUUAAGAAAAAUGCCACCUAAACUUAAGUAUAGUGAAGAACAAAUGUCUUUAGCCCUAAAUGCAGUUAAGCAAGGCAUGCCAGUGGCAACUGCUGCAAAAACAUUUAAGGUGCCCAGAACCACCCUGCUGGAUAAAAAAACAGGAAGAACUCCAAUUAAUCGAAAAAUGGGCCCACCAUCCGUAUUGAGUCUCCUGGAAGAAGAAAUUCUAGUAAAUUGGAUAUUUUUAAUGACACAGAAGCAUCAACCAACUAAGGAACAGGUCCUGGAUAGCGUGCAAUUAAUCAUCAAGCAAGAAAAAAGAAAAUCACCAUUUACUGACGGAAGACCCGGCAAGAAAUGGUUUGCGUCUUUUUUAAAACGGAAUCCACAGGUUACUUCUAGGAUCGCCCAAAACUUGACACCAGCCAGAGAAAGUGUUACCGAAGAAAAACUUCGACGAUGGUUUCAAGAGAUACAUGAAUAUCUACGUUCGGAAAAUUUGUUAGACGUCACGAAAGAUCCGACACGCGUGUUUAAUGCUGACGAAAGCGCGUUUUUCCUCCAGCCUAAGGGGGAAAAAGUUUUAGCGAAAAAAGGUGCAAAAUCGAUCUACAUUGCAGGGACAAAUGAUGACAAGGAGAAUUUAACAGUGUUAGUCACAGCUAAUGGACAGGGAGAUUUUGCGCCGCCAAUGAUUAUUUUCAAGUACGAAAGAAUACCGGCCCACAUAGCUGCGGGGGUAAAUAAAGAAUGGGGUCUUGGUCGGUCAGAGACAGGCUGGAUGUGCGGGUCUACCUUCUUUGAAUACAUCACAAAUGUGUUUGUUCCUUGGCUGGACAGAAAUACAAUUACACGACCAAUACUAUUAUUUAUUGAUGGGCAUGUCUCCCACAUGACAUAUAAUUUAUCCCAGUAUUGUAAGCAGAAUCAGAUUGAGAUCAUAGCCCUUUAUCCAAAUUCCACUCAUCUCAUCCAACCAAUGGAUGUUGCGGUUUUUAAGCUAUUAAAGACUUACUGGAAAAAAAGCUGUAAGACAAUUUCACAUUGACAAUGAUGGGGGCAAACUUAGAAAAGAACACUUCUCAAUGAUUUUUGAAUCAGCCCUAAGAUCAGUGUCUAAAGAAACAAUACAAAAUGGCUUUAAAGCUUGUGGCCUUGUUCCUUUUUCUGCAGAUAAUGUAAAUUUUUCCAAAAUGUCUUCCACUGAGGCAACUGAA
This is a messenger RNA of Sitophilus oryzae (rice weevil), 1233 nucleotides long. RefSeq lists its product as uncharacterized. Gene Ontology annotation, molecular function: DNA binding. NCBI's taxonomy places the organism in Eukaryota, Metazoa, Arthropoda, Insecta, Coleoptera, Curculionidae. Gene Ontology annotation, cellular component: nucleus. The coding region runs from base 27 to 1064 and encodes 345 amino acids. The record is from RefSeq and is a predicted model, not a curated record. The transcript is spliced from 2 exons.